UAUUGCAAAACUCAUCUUUACAGUGAUGAGCCUUAAAUUUACAGGAUAAUAUAUUACUCUAUUCUUCUCUCCUCAGCAAAAGACAUAAAGAUUACACUGGGCAGAACUGCAGAGCUAAUCACAGAGAUGUCCAAAAUGGUUAUGACCACAAUGGGGGAGUGGGAGCUGCUGGAUAUCACCACCCAUGAAUUCAAUACAGACCUUGAAAAUGAUGAGUAUAUUGAUGAGCUUAUAUUUCAUAUCAGAGUGAGGCGCCGCCCGACCAUGUAUGUGGUGAACCUGCUGAUCCCCAGCUGCUUCCUCAUCACAGUGGACCUCUUCAGCUUCCUGCUGCCUCCCCAGGCCGUGGACCGUUCCUCCUUCAAGAUGACCCUCAUCCUGGGCUACACCGUCUUCCUGCUCAUAAUGAAUGACCUACUGCCCAUCACUGGAAACACAAUUCCUCUCAUAAAUGUGUUCUUCUCUCUCUGCCUGGCUCUGAUGGUGGCCAGUCUCCUGGAGACUAUCUUCAUCACCAACCUGCUGUACAGCUCCACCACCUUCUCCCCCGUCCCUCGCUGGAUCCGAGUGCUCGUCCUGAAAAUUCUGGGUCGUCUGGUUUGCAUGCCUCUGAAAAAGGAGUCAGAUGUGGAGCAAAGUGUUGUGGUGGCAAACAGUAAAACUGAUGAGAUGCCUCUGGAGGAUAAGGGACCAGUGGUGGAGGACAGGACCCUGCAGGAGCUGAAGAGCAUGGGCAAGGACCUCCAGGCCAUCCGCCUGCAAGUGGGGCAGCAGUCUGGUGGAAGCCAAAGCUCAGAGGAGUGGAUCCAGGUGGGUUUCAUCAUAGACCGCCUGCUGUUCAUCCUCUACAUCCUCUUCAUAUCAGUCAGCUUCAUUGCCUUCAUCAUUAUCUGGGUGCAGUCAAACAAUAAUUACACAGAGAUCCACAAGAUGACAGCACAGUCAUCCAAAAUCCUGCAGCACAAGUCUCCUCCCUGGUGGAAAGAGGACAGCGAGGCUCCAGAGCAGAGAGGAUCGCUAAAUAACAACAAGGCCCUGGAGGAGCUGAGGAGCCUGGGCAGGGUCCUCCAGGCUCUCCGCCUUCAGGUGGAGCAGCAGCUGGUUGUAAACCAGAGCUCAGAGGAGUGGGUCCAGGUGGGUUUUGUCGUAGACCACCUGCUGUUCAUCCUCUACAUCCUUUUCAUAUCAGUCAGCUUCAUUACCAUCAUCAUUGUCUGGGUGCAGUCAAACAACACAUCCUGAGUUUGUUGUUGUCCUCUUCCAUUCUUGGAGGAUUUUGUAGA
Messenger RNA from Lates calcarifer (barramundi perch), 1283 nucleotides. Its product is annotated as 5-hydroxytryptamine receptor 3C. The transcript has 6 exons. Gene Ontology annotation, biological process: nervous system process; regulation of membrane potential; chemical synaptic transmission. Bases 127 to 1242 code for a protein of 371 amino acids. The record is from RefSeq and is a predicted model, not a curated record. NCBI's taxonomy places the organism in Eukaryota, Metazoa, Chordata, Actinopteri, Centropomidae. Gene Ontology annotation, cellular component: membrane; neuron projection; synapse. Gene Ontology annotation, molecular function: transmembrane signaling receptor activity; neurotransmitter receptor activity; monoatomic ion channel activity.